AAAUUUGUAGGAUGACUUUGCAAAAACCCAAUCGGUGUUAAAACUUAGAAGUUAGCCCCCGCGGUCCUCCCGAUUCUCUUAUUACUUCCAUGUCGGAAUAGGAUUUAACAUUGUUGCUCGGCGUCUUCAACCGUGAAAACAUCAAGAAAAUUACACUAUGGAGGCAGCCACUUCCUUCGUGUGUUCAAAGGUGACCCCUUUUACCUGUAAUCUCUCCCCGAGUAGCUAUUUUGUCUCAGUGCGACCUUUUGACAAACGGGCUCAAUGCAAAAAAUUAUCUGCGAGAAACUCGCUGUUCCAGAACAGUUUAUGGGAUACCAGAAGCUAUUGGAACUUGUCUUUGUCAGUUGUCGCCAAUAGAGAUAAUUCAUUUGUCUCCGGCUCUGUUUUUCCAUCAUUAUCAACUCCCUACUCUAGAAUUAUUCGCCCUCUUCGCUCGCUGCAAUGCUCGAGUUCAAGUUCUACGUCCCUAGCAGACUCAGAUGAAACGAACCCCUUGUUGAAAAGUAUCAAAAGUUUCUCAUUUGAGUCCUUGAAAUCAACCCUUUUGCAGUUUACCCCCGUUGACAUUUGCAAGUGGUGUUUGGCAUUCUCUGUUGCAAUUGCCGCAUCAAAAUGGACUGUGAAUCUGCUGUUUAACCCAUUUUUCUGGAUGUAUUUUAGCUGGACGUGGUUAUUCUGGCCAUGGAUGGCGGUCAUUGCCCUUGCAAUUUAUGGUGUUUAUUGCCUAAAUAAAUACCUAAAGGGAGAAGCCAGCUUAUUUGAACAACUUGCCAUCGUUACAUCAGCCUUCACUUGGUUAACACUAGUUCCACCUGCUCAUUUUAAUGGCUUUCUUGAAGGAUGGCCCUUUGUAUUCUUUUUCGUGUACCAUUAUUUCUUUUUUCUAAAUGUUAGUGUCCGGAAGCGCUUGUAUGGUGAUUAUUUCCCAAGGGAGCAUGACAGUAAGUGGGAUAUUAGCUUGCCUAAUUGGCACAAGGUUUUGUUUUCUGUUGGAGUGAUGGUUGGGCAUUGGUUGGCUGCACUUGAAGGGACGGAACUGCACCUCAUACCUGGUGGGUGGAACAAUGUGGGUAUUUGGAUUAUGAUUAUGUUGGCAGUGUUUAUGCAGUAUCACUCCACAUUGUACUUGGCCAAGUAUUCGGAGAAGGUUGUUGUGCCUACCGCUGUUGUUCAGUUUGGACCUUACAGGUUCGUCCGUCACCCGAUUUAUGCAUCUACAAUGCUCCUGUUUGUCACUUACUUUACUGCACUCAGAGCACCCAUGAGCUCGCUGUUUAUUAUUUUGGUCUGCUUGGUCUAUUAUGCGCAAAAGGCAAAGUUGGAGGAGGCCUUGAUGCUAGAGACCUUUGGGGAGAGAUAUAGUGAAUAUAUGAAUAAGGUUCAUUACAAGUUAAUUCCUUUUGUUUAUUAGUCAAAAAUGUGGUCAGAUGUGCAGUUGGUGAAUCUGCGGGAAGGAAACAAGAGAUUAAGGUGCAAACCGUUUUUGAUUACUGGUUAAAUUGGAAUUCCAUGUAUUAUAUCAAUGGAAAUGGAUAUUCAUCUGCAACUCCAUAUAGUUUUAGGCAUCUUAAAGCACUUGAGCUUAGUUUUAUGAAUUUAGUAUGAUCCACAAUGGUUUAGUUCAAGUAA
Molecule: messenger RNA, 1632 nt
Organism: Sesamum indicum (sesame)
Lineage: Eukaryota; Viridiplantae; Streptophyta; Magnoliopsida; Lamiales; Pedaliaceae
Product: protein C-terminal S-isoprenylcysteine carboxyl O-methyltransferase
Source: RefSeq, a predicted model, not a curated record